Pneumocystis carinii B80 is the source of this 780-nucleotide messenger RNA. RefSeq lists its product as hypothetical. The transcript is spliced from 2 exons. Gene Ontology annotation, biological process: uroporphyrinogen III biosynthetic process. The record is from RefSeq and is a predicted model, not a curated record. Bases 1 to 780 code for a protein of 259 amino acids. Gene Ontology annotation, molecular function: uroporphyrinogen-III synthase activity. NCBI's taxonomy places the organism in Eukaryota, Fungi, Ascomycota, Pneumocystomycetes, Pneumocystales, Pneumocystaceae.
AUGAAAACCGUCUUAUUUCUAAGAAAAAGAGCCUCUUCAGAGGACAAUUAUGAGAAAUUAUUCAAGAACAAAGGCUUUAAUACAUUAUUUAUUCCUAUUCUUACAUGUUCCUAUAUAAAUCAGAAAUGUCUUAGAAAUAUUUUAGAAAAAAGCCCAUAUAUAAUGUAUUCAGGGCUUAUUUUCACUAGUAGAAAUGCAAUUGUUUCUUUUAAAGAGUCUCUGAUAGGAAUUGAUAAACAAGAAUAUGAGAAGAUCAGCAAUAUGAGGGUAUAUACAGUUGGAUCAGCAUGUUAUAAAGAGCUAAUAUCACUUGGAUUUUCUAAUAUUUAUGGAAAAGAAUCAGGAAAUGCGGAAAAUUUGUCAAAAUUUAUUAUAUCAUAUCAUAAGAAAGAAGAACCUAUAUUAUUUAUUACGGGGGAGAGAAGAAUAGGUAUAUUAGAGAAGAAAUUACCAUUAUCAGGGAUUAAUUUGAAGGAAAUUGUUGUAUAUAAGAUGGAAGAGAGAAUUGAAUUUGAAAAAGAAUUUAAUAAAGUUAUAUAUGAUGAGGAGUUAAAUUUAGAAUGGAUUGUGUUUUUUAGUCCAUAUGGAUCAGAUAUUGUGAUGAAAUAUGUAAAAAACGAAGAUUUAUUAAAAUUCAAAAUUGCGACAAUUGGGAGUACUACAUGGAGACAUUUAAAUGAUAAAUGGAAUAUAAAAACAAGUGUAGUAUCUGAAUAUCCAGAAGCAGGAUCACUUUUAGAAGGAAUUUUGGAUUAUGAAAAAGAGAAAAAUGAAUAUUAG